Messenger RNA from Parasteatoda tepidariorum (common house spider), 1133 nucleotides. The record is from RefSeq and is a predicted model, not a curated record. Lineage: Eukaryota; Metazoa; Arthropoda; Arachnida; Araneae; Theridiidae.
GUCUUUAUGUUCUUCAACAGAUAUCUGUGACAUGUUUUGCUGCCUAUUUAUUUAUGGAUAAAAAAAAUGUCUUGGAUCCCACAAAAGCAUUUGUCACAAUCACCCUCAUGGAACAGCUGAAGUACGCAUUAUUUAACUUACCCGAGUCUAUUUCAGAGCUGAUUCAGACUAGAAUAGCUCUAGGACGUCUGAGGAAGUAUUUUUCAGCUGAGAACAUUAACCCAGGUGCUAUCGGAAAUCAUCCAGAUGAAGGAGAUAUUUUGACGAUAAGGAGAGCGUCAUUCAAAUGGCCAGGAGAAGAGGAGUGCACCUUACAUGACAUCGAAUUGCAUAUUCCUAAAGGCAAAUUGGUUGCUGUUAUUGGAUCCGUAGGAUCGGGUAAAUCGUCAUUACUAUCAGCAUUGCUGGGAGAUAUCAAUAGAAUGAGUGGAUCCAUAGAUGUAAAAGGUAGCUUGGCUUACGUUCCACAACAAGCCUGGAUUUUAAAUCGCACAGUAAAAGAAAAUAUUUUGAUGAUGAAACAUUUAGUUGAAGAAAAAUACGAUAAGGUGUUAAAUCUUUGCUGUUUGAGGCCUGAUUUGGAAAUUUUGCCUGCUGGUGACAACACAGAAAUUGGGGAAAAGGGAGUAAAUUUGAGUGGCGGUCAAAAACAGCGUGUCAGUUUGGCACGUGCUGUAUAUCAAGACAAAGAUAUUUUCCUUCUGGAUGACACACUCAGUGCAGUAGAUGUUCACGUUCGCAAAGCAUUAUUUGAUGACAUCAUUGGAAACGAUGGAUUACUGAGAAAAAAAACCAGAAUUCUUGUUACCCAUGAUGUCUCAAUGCUGCAUAAAGUGGAUAUAAUUAUAAGCAUGAAGGAUGGUAGAAUCGAAGAAGUUGGCUCUUAUCAAGAUUUGUUAAGUCAAAAUAAAUCUUUCACUGAUUUUAUUCAAGAACACACUAGCCAAAAGAAUUUAGAGGAAAAUACAGAUGAAAAUAAAAAAAUGCUCUGCAGGUACAUAUCAACAGAUUCAACUUCCUCCAAAAAUUCAGAAGAUGGCUUGAAUAAGGAUCAAAAAUUAAAUCCAUUUGACGCCAUCGAAACAGAAAAAACGUAUCGAUUGAUUGAAGAUGAGAGAAUGGUAGUUGGAAAA